UGAUAGUGUUACGGAUACUUUUACACACAUAUUGCCUCUUAAGUUUCAGGCAGGACUCACAUGAACAACGCAAUCCGUUUGAGCACCUCGCGUGAUAUUUCGACGGCUUCCUGCAGGGAUCACCGUUCAGUUGCAAUGGAUUGGCCAAGCUCGCGAGUCGCCAAGGGAGGGCUCUUCCAUGCCCCCAAAACGAAGUACACCAAAGAAACCCAGGAUUUGAUUAAGGUUUUGAUGGAGGAAGCCAAAUUGACUAUCCUUCAGCGCAACAAAAUCAACUAUCAUCUGCGAACCGGAGAACCACUUCCUCCACCAAAGGAGCCUAAAUUUGAACAGGAAUACAGCAACUUUCUUCCGGUGGCUAUUGCCCGGAAGAACAUCAAAAAGCGUUCGCUCUCAACAAUAAUCGAAAGUGGUGCGUUCGACGUAGAGAAAUACGUACCGAAGGACGGCAAGGAACCGGUAGAGAAAUCCAAACUGAAACUGCAGGAGCGAAUGGCGGGAUGCAAGAUCUUUCCAGAUAGUGGUCGGAAACGGAUGUUACGCCGCACGAGCGAUACCGAGGUGGACUAUUCGGAAACGGAUCGGGAAGCGGAAUUGUUGGAAGAAAUCAACGAACGCGUGGAGUGGUUGGCUGAGAUGGAAGCCCUCGGGGAAGGAAAGAAACACCGCCAAGUAAUCCACGCACAAAUCGCUGAACGACUUAACGAGCUCAAACGGAUGGAACGGGAACAGUCGAAGGAAGAUUCGAUUGAUAAUAAGUAAACUAUCUUCUAAAAUUUAACAUAUAGAGCGAUGGACGUUCGGCAUUUGUUUCCGAAGAGUGAUAGCAGCACCGAAUUCCAAUAAACCUUUCAGUUGUUUUAAUGAA
Molecule: messenger RNA, 868 nt
Organism: Aedes albopictus (Asian tiger mosquito)
Lineage: Eukaryota; Metazoa; Arthropoda; Insecta; Diptera; Culicidae
Product: UPF0193 protein EVG1 homolog
Exons: 3
Coding region: 61-762 (233 amino acids)
Source: RefSeq, a predicted model, not a curated record